AUAUAUAUUUAUAAAAAAAAUGAACCAUAACCUAUUUUUUUAAUUAUUUUCCAGUCAUUUUUGAUAAUCUUACUUAAUACCUUACAUUCCGGUACUUUGUUAAUGAUUGGGGCUGGUAUUGGCGUUCAAUUCCCUUAAUAGGAUUAAGGUUAUGUGAUUCCGCCGUGCACAGUGCCUCGUUAACCUUCAUAUCUAGGCCGAUUUCUCUCUUCCGAAAAUUCCUUGAAUUGUUUAAACGAAAUAAAUAUUUAUAAUGGCUACCAAUAUAGCAUAUAAUAAUCAUUGUUCUAUAAAACCUAUAAUUUAUUACAACGGUAGAUUUCAUUUUGUUGAAGAGGAUAUCGCUACUAAAUUUCAUUUUGACACAGACUACGCUUUAUUUCAAAUAUAUAAUUUCAAGGGUACGAAACAUGAUAUUAUUGAAGCAAUUACACAAGUUGUAGGUCCAGUGGGUUCUGUGUCUUUCUUAAAUGAAUUUGAAAGGAGUUAUUCAAGAUGUUUGGAUAAUAGGAUAGAAUUAAGGACUGGUUCCUCUAUUGAAAUAAAUAAUUCUGAUAUGUUAAAGAUUAAAAUCAAGUUUAGUAAUAAACCACACUCUGUUGUUGUAGAAGGACUUCGAACUUCUGCUUCAAUAGCUUCAUUAACUUUAAAUGGUUUUGCAGAUUGGAUACCAUUAGAUAGCACAAGUUAUGAAUGUAUUUUACGUUCAUCAAAUAUGUCAAAUGAAAAUUUAUUUUUUAAAUCUGAAGCAAGACAUUAUACAAAACUGAGAGCGUUAAGUGAUCCUAUUGAUCCAGCAAUAUUAGAUGUAGUUAUAGAUGAUUUAUUAGAUGAUUUUGAAUCAGGAGCUUUCGAAAAAUUAUUUCCUGGUCCAAUUAUAAGUAUUGAUCGAAGCAUUAAUGGAAUGUUUAUGACUGUAGUGUUAACCCGUGCUCGUUAUAUAUUUGAUGAAGAUAUGGGAAAAUUAUUUAUUGAAGUUCUUAACUCUUUAAUUCAUGAUCGUAAAGUCGAAAAAAAGUUUGAUAAACUUAUAUAUGAUUCAUAUUUCUUAUUAUCGGUACGAAUAUUAAAUUUAAUACGUGAUUUGGUUCAUUUGAACGAAAUAUACGAAGAUUUUCAUUCACCUGGAGUAUGUCCAUUAUUUGCUGGUUCAAUAAAAUACAUGAAAGUCAAAUAUAUUGAAAGUCUUACAGAUUUAGAAAAAGCUUUAAUCGAUAUUGGAUUUGACAGAUUUGAAGAUCGUCUCCAAGAACUUACAAUGAUUGUCCGUGAGAUUGAUCGUAGUGUAGAAACAGCAUAUAUAAACUUACAAGAGGAUAUAGAAAAAUGGAAAAAACGCAAAAGCAUGGCCAAUUUUUCUUAUAUUUUAUCAGUUCUUAUAGCUAUCGCGUUACCAUCAAUAUAUCAUUAUUAUCGACAAACAGAAAAUGUUCCAUUUGGUCCCAUAACGACGGUAGUUGGAUGCAUAAUUGGAUUAGUAUGUGCAUUCUGGCAUGGAUGGGCGCGUAAUAGUUAUGGUAAAGCUAUUACAUCACAUAAGAAAGCCAUACCAAUUCAUUCAUCUACAGCAAAUAGUUUAGAAGCAUUACAAAGAUGGUUAAAUAGGCUUUCAAUUGUUAAGAGAUGUAAAAUUCCAAUGAAUAAUGAAGAACUUAAAGGCAGAAAAAUUUUAUUAUCCUAUCUUUUUGAUGAACUGGUUUCAUCAGCGGCUGAAAUGAGAUUAAGUAUUAGCUUAGAAGAUGAGCUUAGAAGAUAUAGAUAAAACAAUAUAUUUAUUUUCUCGUAAAUUUUUUAUGUAUUGUAUAAUGUAUAUUUAUUUUUAUAUUAUCAGUUAUAUAUAAAGAAAGAUAACAUAAUAAUUAUAAAAUCAAUAAAAUUAUCUG
Rhizophagus irregularis DAOM 181602=DAOM 197198 is the source of this 1883-nucleotide messenger RNA. RefSeq lists its product as uncharacterized. Lineage: Eukaryota; Fungi; Glomeromycota; Glomeromycetes; Glomerales; Glomeraceae. The record is from RefSeq and is a predicted model, not a curated record.